Messenger RNA from Penicillium macrosclerotiorum, 894 nucleotides. It is a transcript of the gene gcy1, whose product is annotated as putative glycerol dehydrogenase Gcy1. Gene Ontology annotation, cellular component: cytosol. The transcript is spliced from 2 exons. The coding region runs from base 1 to 894 and encodes 297 amino acids. Gene Ontology annotation, molecular function: aldose reductase (NADPH) activity. Lineage: Eukaryota; Fungi; Ascomycota; Eurotiomycetes; Eurotiales; Aspergillaceae. The record is from RefSeq and is a predicted model, not a curated record.
AUGUCGAACCAGCACACUCAGAAGACCUACACCCUCAACACCGGUGAUAAGAUCCCCGCGAUCGGUCUGGGCACCUGGCAGUCCAAGCCCAAUGAGGUCCGCGAGGCCGUCAAAAAUGCCCUGCUGAAGGGCUACCGACACAUCGACACUGCCUUGGCCUACGGCAACGAGGCUGAGGUCGGUGCCGGCAUCCGCGACUCCGGCGUGCCCCGCGAGCAGAUCUGGAUCACCACCAAGCUGGACAACACCUGGCACCACUGUGUCGAGAAGGGCAUCGAGUCCUCGCUGAAAGACCUGGGCGUUGACUACGUCGACCUGUACCUGGUGCACUGGCCCAGCUCCACCGACCCGGCCGACAAGUCCAAGCACCUCCCCGACUGGAACUUCAUCAAGACCUGGCAGGAGAUGCAGAAGCUGCCGGCCACUGGCAAGGUGCGCAACAUCGGCGUGUCCAACUUCGGGAUUAAGAACCUGGAGAUCCUGCUCAACGACCCCUCCACCAAGAUCGUCCCCGCUGUCAACCAGAUCGAGCUGCACCCCAACAACCCCUCCCCCAAGCUCGUCGCCUACAACACCUCCAAGGGCAUCCACUCCACCGGCUACUCCUGCCUCGGCUCCACCAACUCCCCGCUGUACAAGGAUCCUACCCUCCUCCAGCUCGCGGAGAAGAAGGGCAAGACCCCGCAGCAGGUCAUGCUGGUCUGGGGUAUCCAGAAGGGCUGGAGCGUCAUUCCCAAGUCGGUCAGCAAGUCGCGCAUCGAUGCCAACUACGAGAUCGAUGGCUGGAACUUGACUGCCGACGAGGUCAACCAGCUGGAUAACCUCAAGGACCGUUUCAAGGUCUGCGGGGAUGCCUGGUUGCCUAUCAAGGUCUUCUUUGGCGAUGACGAGUAA